This is a messenger RNA of Acanthaster planci (crown-of-thorns starfish), 3615 nucleotides long. RefSeq lists its product as uncharacterized. The record is from RefSeq and is a predicted model, not a curated record. Gene Ontology annotation, molecular function: protein binding. NCBI's taxonomy places the organism in Eukaryota, Metazoa, Echinodermata, Asteroidea, Valvatida, Acanthasteridae. Gene Ontology annotation, biological process: signal transduction.
AUCUAACUGGACUUUUCAACGAUGGACGGAAAUCCUUUUUAUGUCGUUACAGGUGAUGUUUACGGAUCCGGUAUCACGUGCUCACACAUCUCCGUUGAAAAACGGAAAGAGGAAUUCCUGGAGCCAUGUUCCAUCCAGCCCUCUGCUUGGUUCGACUCGAGGUAUCUUGAGGUCGUCCUGGAGGUGGUGUCUGAAGGUUCCUCGAAGAAUCCAGUAACGACGAAACCACUAUCACGAAGGCAUUGGUUUGUGGUCUCCCUUCGACUCGGGAUGAAUAAGUAAACAUGACCCCAGAGUAGACCAGGACAAGAGAUCAGGCGACCACGUAUCUCAUGGAUACGAAGGGUCUUCCCCACUAACAACCUACAGGACAGCUUGUAACUGCAGAACUUCUUGAGAGUCUUACUAAAACGGGGUAUUUCUCGACAAAAUUUGACAGAACAUCUUAUUGCUGACAGACCCUGGAAUUUCCAGUGUGUCAUUAUUUCUCUUGGUUUUUAGGACAAAAUGCCGCAGCCAAAGGGAGACCUCGUCUUAUUCGUUGUCCAUCAGAGACAGGAUGACCCAACUGAGAUAGUGGCUCACCUUGUUAAGCCCAAUGGCUUGGAAGAUCUCAAAGCCUACAUGCUGGAAAGCGGGUACAAAUUGUGUGAAUCGACCAGAACAGAACCCUUUAAGGCCAUGACGGGUGAGACAUUUUACAUCCGUCUCAUUGGAGAUUUGAUCGUCAACACUUUUGGUAACCCCAGUUACCGAAGGGAUCGCCUCCAACUCAAAUGGUUACGUAAUCGAGUCAACCGUAAGGACUUUUUUGGGGAAGGUGUCUACCGAGGGCGUUUCCAAGCCGACUACUCGGGGAAGGUCCUCCUGCAUCGACUUACGGUGCAUGCUGGGACGAUUAACCGGGGGAGUGGGAGGCAGUUCACGCUGAAUAACCUUGAGAGUAUUCUAGGAGAUGUGGUGUCGUCAUCAAAGUUGAUUAUUCCGAAGGAAAGAGAGGAUCCCGCUCCUCCAGAGAUCCAAGAAAGUUUCACCGACGAGGAAGUCGUCAAAGACGUAGUCCUUCGAACCAUUUCAAAGGAUAUCCCCAAGGACUACGUGGUUCCCCUCGCAAUGCAUCUCUUUGGUUUGUCAGAGGUGGAGAUCCUCAACCUUAGUCUCCUCCCGCAUCAUCGUGACUUUGAUGAGCAGCGGUACGCCGUCUUAGAGAAGUGGAUGCUGACGAGUGCGGAGGAGGCUACGUUUACCAAGCUGAUUGAAGCAUUCAGGGCUGUCAAGAUGACAUCUGCUGCCAUCAACCUCAAUAGAAACUUGCUGACCAAUGAACGCUUGAGAUCCAUUGCUAAGGGCCUUCCUGGUGAUCUCCAACCCCUAGCUGACACUCUCAAAGUCGAUCUUGAAGAAUCUCGGCAGAACUAUGUGGACGAGCUCAACGACCACAAAUUUCAGAUCUUGUACAGAUGGCGGGAAGACUCAUUCGAGACGCUCAACAAGAGGGCGUCUCAUACUAAGUUGUUGCAAGCAAUGCGCAAGUGUGGCAUGGAAUUAGCUGCUGACAGAUGCACGAUUAUUAGCUCAGUGGAUGCACGUGAUGUUGUUCUACUUCGCAUCAUCUCCAAAGACGCCAGCCGCGAAACCAUUUACCGCCUGGUGCGUCGGCUGGGCUUGACGGAGGAACAAAUCGACGGCUUCACAAGAGAACACGGACAGGACUUCAACAAGAAGCUGUUCCUAUUGAACUCUCUAGUGGCUUGGAGGGACAGUGACGGGAAGGGGGAGGGAGCGCGGUUUGAGGACCUCAUGUACAAGAUGGAGGAGGUUGGACUGAGACUGAACGCCGACAUCUUGGAUGAAGAACUCGUAAAGGAUAAACGUCUGAAGUUUGCUGCCUCGCAGAUCGAGAACGACAUGAUGCAACCACUGGCCGAUAAGCUCAGAGUCGACACCAAACCCAUGAUGAUACAAUACGACGGCGACUUCAUAGCCGAAUUGGGCUACAGACUGCUUGUGCGCUGGAAAGAGACGAGGGGGAAAUAUGCCUCACACACCGAGCUCCUGAAAGCACUUGAAAGCGUCGGAUUGGGCGCAGUCGGGCUGGAUGUGGAUAAGAUGGGAUCUGUAGACAUUUCUACAGGUGCAAUGUGCGAUUUUUGCCUCCGAUACGUGACCAGCUGGAUCCAUGUCAGCCGGGCCCACGAGUGGCCCUCGGUGGUGCAGAACAUCCCAUCUAACAUCACAGAGGGCUUAGACAGGCGCACAGUAGACCUGAUUAAGCGACAGCAGCGGGACCCCUGCGACCAGAUGGCCCGUGCCCUUGCAACAUGCCGUGACCGAGGCGUGUUCAAGACGGCAGGGGCACUGGUUAACCGGCUGGUUACGUGCGGGUUUGAGAAGGCUGCCCUCAUGCUGCUGGACGUGUCCAGGUCACAGUAUUACUGCACGACACUGCGGCUGGAGGACGUCUAGCAUACUGGAUUAUGGCACUGUACUCUUGGAAUACAAAUACAGGCACCCUUUGUUGAUAUCAAACAGUGGCAGGCAUGGAAUGCGUCACUGUUAAUAAACUUACAGUAUUUCAGAAAAGUACAGCCCUACAUCAACAUUUCAUGAGCAUAUUGAAAGAGGGAAAACAGCACAGUAUUGCUUCAAAAGAAAUAAGGCCCAGCUGGUUUUAAAACUUAGGCAAUGAAAAACAAGUAAUUUGACUGUUUCCUGAACAUCGUGGUGCUUAUAAAUGACACUGACCUAUGCAGUGACUCCUGGGAACAAUGGCAAGAUGUUUCCAGGUCAAUGUGGCCAGUAAUCACAAUUUGAUUGUGCCUGUCCAGUGAGAAAUCACUCUCCAAUACUGGUAGCAAUACCUGAAUGGAACACUCUCCAGAUGUUGGACAGCCAAGUUUUGCUUUGAUGUGACAAGAUUUGCAGUGUGACUGCACCCUGUUCACCACUUAGCAUUUGUAAAUUUAUUUCCUAGUGGAAGUGUUUUCAUUUUUCAUGAACAAUUCUGACAGUCAUUACAAAAUAUUCCUGACAAUCAUUACCCAAAUUUACUUUAGAUAUGAACCAUUAAUUGAGCAUAGGAUUGGUGAAAAGUUAACAUACGUGCAAUUUUUUUCUAGUUUUUCAGGGGUUGACAAAACUUUCUUACCUUGUGGAAAAAGUAGAAUUUAACUGUUUCUUUUAAAAACUGUACUGAUCAGCCCAAUAUAUAACUGUGCUUUAACUUUCACACAAGUCCUUUCUAAAUGACGAGUUUGUGAGAUGGAAUCUAACUUUGCUGCUGAAGUGUGUAAAACUGAUGCGCACUCCUCCAGACGUUUUGAAGAUCAUGUGAACACUUUUGCAAUAAAACUGUACAAAGGUUUGAAAAGAACAAUUUGUGUCUUGUUUAAUGAAAGGAAUUUAAGAGACUUUAGGUCUUGAAUGAAGUUAAAUAUUAUUUAGGUUCACUAGAGACCUAAAAAGCAGAAGUCAUUAGCACAGUGGCACUCUACACAUUCUGAACUCCAAUAGACAAAGGCCUUUUAACAAGUCACAGCAUCCAAUUGGAUGAAGAGGUACAUGCAUUUAACAUGUGCAUCUACCACAGUAAUGAGUUCCUAUUUUGGUAAUCAG